Molecule: messenger RNA, 2298 nt
Organism: Hirundo rustica (Barn swallow)
Lineage: Eukaryota; Metazoa; Chordata; Aves; Passeriformes; Hirundinidae
Exons: 2
Coding region: 179-1138 (319 amino acids)
Biological process (GO): proteolysis
Molecular function (GO): aspartic-type endopeptidase activity
Source: RefSeq, a predicted model, not a curated record
UGCAGAUUCCGCCAGCAGGAGUCACAGAAAGUCUUUUUACAGAUGUAAAGCAAGGUCCUUCAGAACCCUUCGCUUCAUUCAUCGAUCGUCUCACACAAGCAGUGGACAGGCAAGUCAUUGAUGAGGGAGUGAAGUCACAUAUGAUCCGGUGUCUUGCAUUUGCAAAUGCCAAUCCAGAAUGCAAGCGAGUCAUCAGUGCAAUGCCAGGCCAACCCACCAUGGCAGAAAUUCUAGAGGCAUGCAGCAAGGUGGGGACACCACAGCAUGUUGCAACAAUUUUAGGAGAUCAAGUGGAAAAAGCUGUCAAAGAAGCAUUUGCAAAUUUUCAACAAAGACAGUGUUACAAGUGUGGCAAACCAGGGCAUUUCAAGAAGGACUGCCCACAAAUUACAAACAAUGCAGAUUCAUCAGAUCGUUGUUCGGCAUGCGGGGGAAGGAAGCGUCGUCCUGCGAGGAACAAUGCAAGUGGAGGAACUCAGUCGGGAAACUCCAGGAGGAGCGCGGAUCGUCAACGCGCGACGACACAAGUGAUGGCGAUGACUCAAGAGCAAGCUCCGCAAGGGGGACAAUCAUCAGGGAACAGCAUUCUGACGCCCUCAGCAGGACAAUUUGUAGGAUCCCCAGCGAUCCAGAGUUAUUACCACCCGGGGCGCAAUGCGAUUUGGCAACUUCCAAAGUGAUAUGUUUUUUGGAUGACAAUUAUGCAGUGAUACCCACUGGUGUCACUGGAUCCUCGUGGAAGAGGCAGGACUUUCUAAUUAUAGGUAAGGACAGAAGCAGUGUUUUGGGACUUGUUAUUUACCCUUCUGUCAUUUCAGCAGAUCGCAAUGAUGAGUUGACAGUUUUAGCGAAGCCUCAUCAGCCACCAUUGAUCAUUCCCCCGAACACCUCAAUUGCCAGGGCAAUUGCAUUGCCACCCCAUGCUGCAGAACAAGUCUUGCCAGUGCUCCGGGAACAAGAUCCUCCUUCAGGCAUAGGGGGGAACACCUUGUGUCUGCAGAGUGAAGAUGCGAUUGUUGUCUCGGGGCCAGGAGGUAAGACUGCAAUCAUUCGCCCAUUUGUUGUGCAAAGACCCAUCACAGUAUGGGGAAGGGACAUUUUAGUGCAAUGGGGCGUGAGGUUGGAAGUGGAUUUUUAGUGGGGGUCACUGUGGCACUCACCACUUUGAAACUGACCUGGAAAACAGACAAUCCUGUCUGGGUGGAUCAGUGGCCCCUUGAGAGGAAAAAAUUGAGUGCUCUCAAAAACUUGGUCAGGGAACAAUUGGAAAAGGGACACAUUGUACCGACAAACAGUCCCUGGAAUUCCCCAGUUUUUGUCGUUCGCAAGAAAGCCCCUGGCUCAUGGAGAUUGCUUCAUGAUCUCAGAAAAAUCAAUGAGGUCAUUGAGGAAAUGGGACCACUUCAGCUGGGGCUUCCAUCUCUCUCAAUGAUUCCGAGAGAUUGGCCGCUGGUGAUCAUUGAUCUCAAAGAUUGUUUUUUCAGCAUCCCACUUCAUCCAGAUGAUGCUCCUCGAUUUGCCUUUUCCAUCCCAAGCAUCAACAGGGAGGAGCCUCUGCAGAGAUACCAUUGGGUUGUUCUUCCUCAAGGUCUGAAGAACUCUCCGACCAUCUGCCAAUGGUUUGUUGCACGGGCACUGUGUCCAGCUCGAGAGAAACAUCCAGGAGCAAAAAUCAUUCAUUACAUGGAUGAUCUGCUCAUUGCUGCCCCAACACAACAGGAAUUGCAGAGGGCUCGUGACUGUGUGAUCACAGAGGUGCAAAAUGCAGGUUUGGAAAUUUCCACUUCAAAAAUCCAGGAAAUUGCACCUUGGAAAUACCUAGGAUGGAAAAUCACUGAACAAACAGUGAAACCACAGAAAAUUGAAAUUAGAACAGAAGUUAACAACUUACAGGAUUUGCAACAACUUUUGGGAGAGAUCAACUGGAUGAGAUCCAUCUUGGGGAUCACAAAUGAUGAACUUGCGCCGUUGUUCAAUCUUUUGAAAGGGGACAGUAACAUCAAAUCCCACAGGAGCCUCACUCCUGAGGCUCGGGAAGCCCUUGAGAAAAUUGCUGGAGCCCUCCAGCAGAGACAGGCACAUCGUUUUGUAACAUCUUUACCUUUCUUUCUUGCAGUGUUGGGGGAAAAAAUUCAGUUAUAUGGGUUGAUUUUUCAGUGGGAUUCAUCACAAAAAGACCCAUUGUUGAUUUUGGAGUGGAUUUUUUUAUCUUACAGGUCUCCGAGGACGAUCCUCUCAAGUCUGGAAAUGAUAGCUCAGAUCAUCAUCAAAGCUAGGACCAGGCUGCAAACAAUGGCA